AUGCAAUUAAUAGAUAAAGCAGUCGAGUUACGGGAUUCACAAAUCCUUAACAUCGAAUCGUACCAGAAAAUGAUCUGGCGGCGAAGAUUCAUGGCUAUAACAACAGGUAUUGCAUGGAUUGCUGUUGUCGUACUGAUUGCCGCCUUAGCGACACCGAAUUGGGCAGUGUUAGAUUUUAUGAACACCGAAUAUCAACAAGUACAUGUUCAACUUGGAGUAUGGGGUGAAUGGCGAACAAUAAGGAAUUCCACGCAUAAAAAUGUUGAAUGGAUUCCACAUUUCCCCACACCACCGGAAAAUGUCGCUCGACUCGCUGACGCUGACCUUAAACUAGAAAGAGGUAUGUAUGUGAACAGCCGACCUUGUCCUAUUACAACAUAUCCUCGACUCACACAUCUGGUCAGUCACUCAGUCUCAGCGAGCAUCCUCCGACUGAUGUUGGGUGGUCAAUGGUCGGAAAGAGUGAGAGCCGACAACGAGGAACUACAUCCAAAUGUUCUGCCGAAUCCUAUCAUUUGUAGAGAGGAUUACUAUCGUGCACAAGCGGCUAUCGGUGUGAUCGCAUUGUUCUUGCUGAUAUCCACGGACACGUUGGCACUUUACACAUUCUAUCAUCAUCGAUACAUUUAUAAACGUCUUGUCGCUGGACUGUACCUUGUUGUUGGGAUGGCGAUUGUUGUGGCGAUUGAAGUAUUAUCGAACAGUGUUGACGAAUGGAAUACGGCUGUAGCUCAAGCAUCACAGCAAGGCGAUUUCGAUUACGAUGCGGUGAAAGUGACCGGAUAUUCAACACGGAUGGCUCAGUGUGUGGUGGCGGCGUGUCUUCUGACCGCUCUCGCUUUCGCAUUCGGUUCUCAUAAGCAAAAAGGCGAUAAUGCAGCCACUGCUGAAGUUGAAAUCGAAGAUCGACCAGUACAUAUUGGACGAUAG
Messenger RNA from Necator americanus (New World hookworm), 930 nucleotides. RefSeq lists its product as uncharacterized. The transcript has 7 exons. Bases 1 to 930 code for a protein of 309 amino acids. NCBI's taxonomy places the organism in Eukaryota, Metazoa, Nematoda, Chromadorea, Rhabditida, Ancylostomatidae. The record is from RefSeq and is a predicted model, not a curated record. Gene Ontology annotation, cellular component: membrane.